AUGUCGAUAUUGGCUCCGAAAGAAAGUCCCAAUACCGAUGGAAUCCACGUCAGCUCGUCGAAUAACGUACGUGUCAGCAACGUGAACAUUGCCACUGGAGAUGACUGCAUAUCAUUGGGCCCUGGAACUACAAACAUCGACAUUUCUGGCAUUACAUGUGGACCUGGCCAUGGUAUUAGCAUUGGAAGCUUGGGAAAAUACCCUGAUGAGAAAGACGUUGAUGGCAUUACUGUACCAAAUUGCACUCUAAGCAACACUCUAAAUGGAGUGAGGAUCAAAACAUGGGCACCGUCUCCGCCAAGCAUAGUUUCCAAUGUUACAUUUCAGGACAUUCUUUUGAAAAACGCUGAUAAUCCCGUCAUCAUCGAUCAACAAUAUUGUCCCAGCAAUUCUUGUAGCCAUCAGGGAGAUUCGAGAGUUCAAAUCAAAGACGUGAAGUUCGUAAACAUACACGGGAGUUCAUCCAUUCCUGAUGCAGUAAACGUCGUGUGUAGCAAAAGUAUGCCGUGCCAAGGAAUCGAGUUUUCGGGCCUUAACAUUAUUAUGAAUGGCAAUGGGCAACCAACAACAGCUACAUGCUCUAAUGUCAAUGCAGACUUUCUAGGAAAUACUGUUCCUACACAUUGUUCUUAA
This is a messenger RNA of Olea europaea var. sylvestris, 633 nucleotides long. Its product is annotated as exopolygalacturonase-like. Gene Ontology annotation, biological process: carbohydrate metabolic process. Gene Ontology annotation, molecular function: polygalacturonase activity. NCBI's taxonomy places the organism in Eukaryota, Viridiplantae, Streptophyta, Magnoliopsida, Lamiales, Oleaceae. The record is from RefSeq and is a predicted model, not a curated record. The coding region runs from base 1 to 633 and encodes 210 amino acids. The transcript has 2 exons.